This is a messenger RNA of Topomyia yanbarensis, 1129 nucleotides long. RefSeq lists its product as uncharacterized. The coding region runs from base 18 to 884 and encodes 288 amino acids. The transcript is spliced from 2 exons. The record is from RefSeq and is a predicted model, not a curated record. NCBI's taxonomy places the organism in Eukaryota, Metazoa, Arthropoda, Insecta, Diptera, Culicidae.
CUCAGUAGUUGAUCAGAAUGAAAUAUUUCGUGCUGUGUUUGUUUCUGGGCGCUGUGGCUGCGGAAGCACCAUUUGCUGGAUAUGCUCCAUCGGGAUGGCGGCCACAGGGUGCACAGCUUAAGUUACCUUCUGAGUAUGGAGCUCCAGUGGUUCAGGAACCUGUAGAAGUAGAAAUCACCCAGGAGAACAUCGCCCAUGCCGGUCAGCUCGUGGAAACUACCACCGACCAAUACCCAUCCAACGAGUAUUUGCCACCGACUACAACUGAUCAACCGGAACUAGAUCCAAUUCGUGUGCAAGGUUUGCCAGAUAACCAGUUCAAGGAUUUUCAACGAUCUAAACCGCAACAGGCAGCCCGACUCAGCGCGAAUCGUCGAACAAAUCUAGCUUCAAAACAACCACAGGUUCCUCAGCCGCAAUCAUUUUUUGCUCUGAAUGGCCAGCUUCGUGUUUUGCCAGUUAAUAACCUUCAAUUCGGACGCCAGGAGCAAGCCAUUCGACCUGUUCAAACCUACGGAGUUCCAAAUCAAGACGGAGAUGACGCCACAGGUAAGGAUGUACCCGAAACUUAUGAUCAACCCGAGGAACCUGUACCAACGGAACAACCUGAACCUAACGACGAGGAUGAGGAAGAAGAUCAGAGCGAUCCAUCUCAGAACGACAACCGACCGGUCAUCGCUGCUUCCAACGCAUUUUCCGGUCAAUAUUACAUUGUCGGCCAGGACAACAAACUACAACGGGUAAUCUAUUCGACCUCACAGACUGAGGACGAUCGUCGCCAGAUGGGUUUCACCGCUCAGCUGCGUUACUCCCCGGUGGAACCGAUACAGGGUCCAGUGUACGCGUACAACGAACAAGGUCAGCUGGUUAGGAUCUACAAGUAGAAUCGGAAAUAGCUGCGUCACCUGCACUGCCAAAUUACAUCGAUACUAUUCCGGUCACGUUUGUUACCCCUUUGGACGCGAAUCACAUAAGCAUACACCUGUUAGUCAUACCGCUAGAUGGAAGAACAUAAUAAUGGCUCAAGUUUUUGUUUCAUAUUUGUUCGUUUUUCGUUACUUAUUUGUGAGUGUAAUUUAUUCAUGCUUUGAUUUCGUUUUGUAAGGCCUCUAAAAAUAAUCAAUUUAAA